Molecule: messenger RNA, 2049 nt
Organism: Bipolaris oryzae ATCC 44560
Lineage: Eukaryota; Fungi; Ascomycota; Dothideomycetes; Pleosporales; Pleosporaceae
Exons: 2
Coding region: 1-2049 (682 amino acids)
Source: RefSeq, a predicted model, not a curated record
AUGGCUUUCUCCCCUGGAAUGCCUGUGUUCCCCGCCAGCCCCGACCGCGGCGGUGCUAUGAAGUCGCUAUAUGGCGACUCUGCAAGUGCAUCACCCGUCAUGUCUCCAUCAACACCGCCACUCCGCACGCACUCACCGCUACGACACACCCACCGUCGAACCGAUUCGGACGUCUCCGUCACAGCUCUCACCGGCAUGUUUGAGAAUCUCGAAGUUAAGGACCCAAGAGAAGCGUCCAGACGCUUCAAGGAAUUGCUAGAAAAGGAAAGGGCAAGAAAUGCAGAGAAGCUGGCCAAGGUUGAAAAGGAGCAUGCGAAAAAGGAAAAGGAGCAUGCGAAAAAGGAGAAGGAGCACGAAAUGGCCAUUAGCCGGCGCGACAUUCGCAUUGAAGAGCUGAAGAGCGAACUUGAGCAUGCUAGUGGCUCGCUCGAGGUUGCCAUCACAAAGGAACGCUACGAGAAAGAACGCAAGGCGAACAAAGCUGCCAUUAACCAAUGGGAGACUGUGUUCAAACAAAAUGAAGAGCGAUGGAAGGGCAUGCAGCACAAGAUGAUUGAAGCAGAGAACCAGAGCAGGGUCUUCGAAGGCAAAUACAAAAGCUACAAAAAGCAAUGGAUCGAGGCGAACAACGAUAAGCUCCGGCAUUCAUCUAUGAUCCCACAGCUCCAGUCAAAGAUUCAAACCCUUCAGCGUAAUCUGCAACGGGCUGAAUCAGAUGUCAAAUUCAAGACUGAGGAAGCUACCAAAUACAAGAACGAUGUCUACAGCUUACAGGUUGAAGUUGAAAGCACCAACACUCGUCUGAGCGAAGAGUUGCAGGCACUCAAGGAAAAGUUGAGCCUGGUUGAGGCAGAACGCGAUGCUCUCAAGACCAGUCUCAAAGAGGAAGAGGUCUUGCGUAUUGCUGCCGAGGGUCAGAUACCGCUACCCUCCGCCGAGGAUGACGAACGCGACGAAUUUGCCUCACCAGUCCGAUCCCCACGCAAGCCACACAACAGCUCUCGUCAGGACGAUGACAAAGAAAACGUCUCGCCGAAGAAGGGUGCAGUCGAGCUGAGGUUCAUCCAACAAGAGCUGGCUGCAGAGAAGCGCGCCCGCGAGCGUGCUGAGGAGCAGAUUGACUACAUGAAGAUGGAAUGUCAGUUCCAGUGCUGCUCAUGCCGAAUUGCCGAGACCAGGGGCAAGCAAUUCGUUCACGAUGACUCUCUCCAAGCCGAAAUGCAGCGGAUCAAGUCAACGUUUACACCUCCAGCUAGCAACCACGAAGACGACGUCAUGGAAGAUGUAGUCAUGAAGCAAGAGUCUGUUGAAGCUGAGCGUCCUACCACGCCUGUGGCUGAACAACCCGCUCAAGAGCCAGACACUGUUGUUGCUUUCUCACCAGUCACUGGUACUUUCCGCUCCGUGCCUUCCCCCGUCAAAGCACAGUUAGCAGCCGUCCUGCCCGAGCCAUCACCUGUAGUGGAGAUGAGUGAAGCACCGCCAAUGGACCUUGAGACGAGAGCCAUGCCGCCUCCUGCUCAGGUCUCUCUUCCAGAGUCUCGUCCAGCGUCUCGUGUAGCUUUUGUGCGAGAGAGCCGCAAGGGCAAGUCAGCAGAUAUCAACAUUCAUGAGGAUGCUGUUGAGGACAGUGACGACGACGAUGCGUCCCCACCAACUCAAGAACCCGAGCCUGCCGCUCCCGUUACGCCCUAUCUUACCCGCACCAUUACUACUACAACCACCAUCCCACUGCACUUCUCACCUGCUACCCCAGCGUUCAAGGCAGGCCGAGGCCCUAUGACACCCUCGACGGUCGCCCACGCUGCGGCGGAUGCCCAGACACCUGCCUUGAGCGAGCUGUCAUUGAACAAGCUGGGUAUUGACCGUGAGGCUGCUCUUGCCGCCAUCCGUGAACGACGCGGCCGCGCUAAGAGCAUGGCUGCUGGCCAAGGGACGCCAAUGAAGCAGAUGUUUGAGGGAGUGAAGGACCGGAGAGACAUCAGUGCCCCCAUCCCAAGGGUACGGAGUGUGUCAAGGAUGCGGAGCGUGUCAAGGGCACAAAAAUGA